Gigantopelta aegis is the source of this 11674-nucleotide messenger RNA. Its product is annotated as protein monoglycylase TTLL8-like. Gene Ontology annotation, cellular component: cilium. The transcript has 19 exons. Gene Ontology annotation, molecular function: ATP binding; metal ion binding; protein-glycine ligase activity, initiating. Gene Ontology annotation, biological process: cilium assembly; protein polyglycylation; cilium movement. Bases 3179 to 6880 code for a protein of 1233 amino acids. The record is from RefSeq and is a predicted model, not a curated record. Lineage: Eukaryota; Metazoa; Mollusca; Gastropoda; Neomphalida; Peltospiridae.
UCAAAGUCCCUAGUUUUAAUGUCACAUUAAACUCAAAGACCCUAGUUUAAAGUCACAUUAAAGUCAAAAACCCUAGUUUAAAGUCACAUUAAAGUCAAAGACCCUAGUUUAAAGUCACAUUAAAGUCAAAGACCCUAGUUUAACAUCACAUUAAAAUCAAAGAUCCUAGUUUAAAGUCACAUUAAAGUCAAAGACCUUAGUUUAACCGUUAUUUCUCAGGGGUACAUGCCUUUUUUUAAAUAUGAAAAAAUGCAUUUCAUGGUAUUAAAACGACGUGGAUGACCAGAAAGACUUGGGAUGUGUGUUAGUGAGUAAUCUAAACAAUGAAAUCUAAGUAAUGUCUCAUUUCAAUCAUCAAAAAUAGCUUCAAAAGUAAAAACUAGGGUCUGUCACUUCAAAUUUAAAAAACAAAAAGGAAAACAGAUAAAAUAUGUUCCUUAAAACUGGAAUGCAAAACAUGAUCAGUAACAAAGAAACAACAGUGUGCAUACAGUUCUGCCGAGUUGAAAAAAUACCCAGCUAUAAAACAAUACAAUACUGGGAUAUACAUAAACAGCAAUAUAUCAUGCUUAGAAAAAAGUCAUUAUGUUACAUAAUUUAGGGUGUAGCUAGCAUAAAAGAGAUAUAAAAGAUAGAUUUUCUUGAAAUUUUGCUUGCCACUGUCUAAAUCCCCACUACAUAAUGUAUGUUUUUAAAAAUAUUUUUAUAUACCCCCCUUCCCCCCACAAAGUACAUAAUUUUCUGCACAUCUUUUUUAUUCUUUUUUUUUCUUGGGGGGAGGGGGUAUACUGGUUUAUUUUUUCAUGUGCAAGCAGGUUAAUAUUUAAAUUAUUAAUAAUAAUAGUAUGUUACACCACUGGAAUUAUUAAAACUGAAACAGGUAACCCAAUUCAUGUGGCUUCUAAAUCACAAUUAACUGUUGAACACUGGGUUAGAUGGGCAGUGUCCGUGAGUGUGUUUGAGAGAGAGAGAGAGAGAGAGAGAGAGAGAGAGAGAGAGAGAGAGAGAGAGAGAGAGAGAGAGAGAGAGAGAGAGAGUAAGAGUGGAGAACAAUGAAGGGAAGGUUUAUUUAAUACUGAUCAGAUCAACUGAAAUAUUUAAUAAAGUAAAUCUGAUUUUGGGUACUUUCCUAAAGUAAUUUAAUUAUGUUUAUCUCGCCUUCAUGUAAAAUACUCAAAUUUCAUUGGUUAUUUAGCCUUGGACAAAACCCUUAUACCCUUCGUGGCCGGAGUCAAAUCUCUUAUACCCCACCUGUAACAUUGGACUGUUGUUAUUGUAUUAAUGCGCCAUGCUAAAAUUUGUCUGUUACCAACAUAAACAAAACAUGGCUGUCAAACAAUUUGCCAACCAUUCAGUAAAUAAAAUUGAAGAAAAGCAAGCAUUUUAAUGUGGCGAAGCAUUGCAAUAAUACAGCUAAUUUUGAAUUUGAAUGAUGUCAGUAUUCCAAUGACAUCACUUUACAUCUCCUUACAAUAACACUAAACUGGGUACAUCAUGUUGCUAAUGAUUUUUUUUUUUUUUUGACAAUUAUUAAUGCACCUGGAUGUGUUUGAAGAAAAUCUUGUAAUUAAACAUGUUGGCAAGAUAAAUAUGUUGUAGAAGCAUCACGAGGGGUUUAUGGAUUUUUAUACCCUCUGUAUGCUCUUGUAGCCCGAGCUGAAGGGUAUAAAAAUCAACAAACCCCUCGUGAUGAUUCGACAACUUAUAAUAUAUAUUGCCAAUGUAAAAAUGAGACUGUAACAAAACUGUUGUAGAGCCAAACAUCAAAAGAGAUCUCAACAAGGUGAACGGUGUGUCUUGUAAUGACACCUGUGUGUAAAUCUUGAGGCUGGAAGCCAAGGCAAGGUGAACGGUGUGUCUUGUAAUGACACCUGUGUGUAAAUCUUGAGGCUGGAAGCCAAGGCAAGGUGAACGGUGUGUCUUGUAAUGACACCUGUGUGUAAAUCUUGAGGCUGGAAGCCAAGACAAGGUGAACGGUGUGUCUUGUAAUGACACCUGUGUGUAAAUCUUGAGGCUGGAAGCCAAGGCAAGGUGAACGGUGUGUCUUGUAAUGACACCUGUGUGUAAAUCUAGAGGCUGGAAGCCAAGGCAAGGUGAACGGUGUGUCUUGUAAUGACACCUGUGUGUAAAUCUCGAGGCUGGAAGCCAAGACAAGGUGAACGGUGUGUCUUGUAAUGACACCUGUGUGUAAAUCUCGAGGCUGGAAGCCAAGACAAGGUGAACGGUGUGUCUUGUAAUGACACCUGUGUGUAAAUCUCGAGGCUGGAAGCCAAGGCAAGGUGAACGGUGUGUCUUGUAAUGACACCUGUGUGUAAAUCUCGAGGCUGGAAGCCAAGGCAAGGUGAACGGUGUGUCUUGUAAUGACACCUGUGUGUAAAUCUCGAGGCUGGAAGCCAAGGCAAGGUGAACGGUGUGUCUUGUAAUGACACCUGUGUGUAAAUCUCGAGGCUGGAAGCCAAGGCAAGGUGAACGGUGUGUCUUGUAAUGACACCUGUGUGUAAAUCUCGAGGCUGGAAGCCAAGGCAAGGUGAUUACACUUGAAUCAUUGUUUACCUGGUAUCUGUCUACUUGCUAGAUUUCAUGACAACUGAAUAACAAUCAUUACUGAAUCACUGGUUUACUGUUUACUUGCUGUGCUAUUUAAUAACUGAAUAACAAUCAUUACUGAAUCACUGGUUUACUGUUUACUUGCUGUGUUAUGUAAUAACUGAAUAACAAUAAUUACUGAAUCACUGGUUUACUGUUUACUUGCUGUGUUAGGUGAUAACUGAAUAAUAAUAAUUACUGAAUCAUUGAUUUACCAUUUACUUGCUGUGUUAGGUGAUAACUGAAUAACAAUCAUUACUGAAUCACUGAUUUACCGUUUACAGAGCUGCUGAUAACCAAUAAUUAUAUAUGUUGUUGGCAAGCUUUUGAAGACAUACAGUCAGCACCAGAAAUCUCAAGUCAUAUUAAUGUUCUGCCAACUUUGUCGAAACAACAGCUUCAAGAAGCCAGUUUUGGGUUAAGCUUGAGCACAAGUCCAGGGCAGCUUUCUCCAGUUCAUCACACAAAGAAGUUAGGACGGAAAAGCCAACAAGAGUCUGGUGAUCACAACAACAACACUGCAUCCAAACCAGCAGGUCAGUCAUUGGAUCUGGGCGGCCAGGAUGAUGAGGUGAAUGGACGAAGUGCCAACAUGUGUGCCAACAACACCAUCCCCCUGUCCCGCACUCGGACACACAUCUCACCAAACCUGCACAGAGUUUUGUGUGGUCCAUAUGGCCAAGCAAAUCCUGACAUUGUGUCGAGACACAAGCAUGGUUUUAUGUCGCAUCAAAGCAAACUGCGAGCCAGCUUAGACAGUGAUGCUGGUAAUAGAGAGUAUACUGGUAUUGAAAAGAUUCAACGGAGUAAAACUAUGCCAUCUUUAGGAAGACCAAAAUUGAAUCGGAGAAUAAACAUUCCUGAUGGUGAACGAUUACGAAAUGCAAAAGAAAUGGCAGAGAAAGCUAUCAAAUACAAAAAGGUGUUCACGAUUCAGGGCGGUUACUCCACCAUUCGACAGUCACUCCGCAGGCGAGGCUGGGUGGAAAAGUUUUAUAAGAUCACUCCGCCGCCAAAGUUUGGUCUCAGACAUAAAAAGGGCAAAGGUUCUGAUAGCGAUGAUGAUGUUGAUGACGACGAUGAUGAUGACGAUGAUACCGAUACAGAUACUGAUGGGGAUGAUCACGAUGAACCAAAAAUUCCACCAUGGGAGGAAGAGGAUGGUAUUUACGGCAUAAUGUCUCGAAUGGUACGGAAUGUGAAUCCUAGCUUUAUCUGGGUGUUAAAACGAGACGCCAUAGAUUACCGCUUCCUAACCAAAGACCAAAUAGUGAAUCACUACUGUAAAGCUGGCUCGUUCACAACUAAGGUUGGCUUGUGUAUCAACAUGAAGAACGUGCCGUGGUUUGAACCAGCGGACCCCGACACAUUCUUCCCCAGAUGUUAUCGGCUCAGCUCGGAAGAUGACAAGAUAGCUUUCAUUGAGGAUUUCCGGUUGACUGCAUGUAUAAAUAUACUGAAUAUUGUAAUCAGUCAGUACGCAGUUGUCAAUCAGCUGAGAGAGAAUGCAGAGAGUGCAGAGGCCAAGAACAGUGCUAAGCCUGAGGCAGACGUAGCAGUGACUACUGAAGAUGAACCUUCUUCCCCAGUCAAACCACCCACGGAAAACAAACUUCCAUCCCCAGUCAAACCGCCCACGGAAAACGAAUCUCCCUCUCCAGUCAAACCGCCCACAGAAAACAACAGUGAGUCGCAAGAAACGAAGGAAAUUACUCCAACAGAAGAAGAACCACUUCCACCAUCCAGCACUGUCUCAUUGCAGUCAAAAGAACUUAUAGUGAGUGCAAGAGUGCUGAAGAAGAUUAAGAAGAAAAUAAAUAUUUCACUGCGAGUCCUGCAGCAGGCAAUGCAGCAGUGCACCCGUUACCUUGCUAACAAGGAUCACGAAGAUAUUGACAAGCCUGAUGAGUUGGUUCUGUCAGAGAGUCAGUGGGAUCAGCUGAUACACAGUUACUACCAGCUCGCUCAUGAAGGUGGGUUCGUUCCUGCGGUACCCCAGACCCUUCUUGGUCAGUGUGAGAGUUUGUUAAACCGGAUCAAGUCCAAGUUUCCGCAGUUUGAGAUGAACGGCACACGCAAUGUCUGGAUUGUAAAACCUGGAGCCAAGUCAAGAGGAAGAGGAAUCAUAUGUUACAACAAGCUGGAGGACAUGCUGAAGCUGGUAAAUGCUCAGGUCUGUCAGAAAGAUGGAAAAUAUGUCGUCCAGAAGUACAUUGAGAGGCCUCUACUGGUGUACAACACGAAGUUUGAUAUCCGCCAGUGGUUCCUGGUGACCGACUGGAGUCCCCUGACGAUGUGGUUCUACACGGACAGCUAUGUGCGGUUCUGCUCCAAGCAGUACACCCUGGACGACUUCGACGAAGCCAUCCACCUGUCGAACAACGCCAUCCAGAAAAACAAGAAGAACGGGCCACGCUCGCCCAAACUACCCAGCGACAACAUGUGGACGCACGAAGACUUCAAGUCCUUUCUUAGCCAGAGGAAGCAAGGCAACAUCUGGGAUGACGUCAUUUACCCCGGGAUGAAGAAAGCUGUUCUUUGUUCCUUGUUGGUCACACAGGAUCUCAUCGAGUACAGAAAGUCGUCAUUUGAGCUGUACGGUGCCGACUUCAUGCUCACUGAAGACUUCCAUCCCUGGCUGAUUGAAAUCAACUCGAGUCCCAGCAUGGAGGCCAGUACGGCCAUCACCGCGAGAUUGUGCGCCAAUGUGCUCGAAGAUACCAUUAAAGUUGUAAUUGAUAGAAAAAAUGACAAAAACUGUGAUAUAGGAAAGUUUGAACUGGCGUACAAACAGCCGUUUGUGGCUGCCCCGUCAUACAUAGGAAUGAAUCUCAGUCUGGAUGGACAAACAAUCCGCCGUAUCGGCACAGUCAAGCGUUCUGAGACCAGCAAUGGUCAGAACAGUGAACCCUAUUUUACACCAAGGACCAAUGUUCGGCAGUCUGCAUCGCUGGACAAAAUGGCAGAACUAAAAAAGGUGAUGGCACCCACAAGCUCUGCCAGUGUUGUUGCGACAAGUACAAAAGGUGCUCUUCCUGAAGGAGGUGGAAAAGUGAAGAAGAGUUACUCUCUAAGCAAAGUGUCAGAAUCUCCAUUAGUGUUGGAAUCGCCUUAUGACAAACCACACAUUUUGUUCCCCGGCCAAAAGACUUCAAGUGUGGAGCACAAGAAGACCGACAUUUCUGGUUCAAGUGUCGCUGGAGGAAAUUCCACCACAAUCUCGGUGAAGCACGGGAUGCUUGUACAGCCACCACUCCAGCCAAAACCGUCCAGCCAAACUCCGUCUCUGUCUGUGACAAACUCGCGGAGAAUCGUGUCGCGCACGUCUGUGUCAAACACUUACAAGAUUCAGACUCCCACGACGGACAAAGUGAAACCCGUUGUUUCCGUGAACAACGUGGAGUCCACCGACUUGCAGACAAUCAAGGCCUCAGGAGGAUCCAAAGGGCGUGUAGUGCCGUUACUAACCACGGGCUUGUGGAACAAGACUUACAGUCAUUGUGGGAGUGGCAUGGACUUGCGCCUCAUUGGUACCAACCCCAGUUGUAAGUGUACAAACAGCGCCUUCACCAACCCCAGUUGUAAGUGUACAAACAGCGCCUUCACCAACCCCAGUUGUAAGUGUACAAACAGCGGCUUCACCAACCCCAGUUGUAAGUGUACAAACAAUGGCUUCACCAACCCCAGUUGUAAGUCUACGAACAGUGGCUUCACCAACCCCAGUUGUAAGUCUAUAAACAACGGCUUCACCAACCCCAGUUGUAAGUCUACAAACAACGGCUUCACUAACCCCAGUUGUAAGUGCACAAACAACGGCUUCACCAACCCCAGUUGUAAGUGUAUAAACAAUGGCUUCACCAACCCCAGUUGUAAGUCUACAAACAGUGGUUUCACCAACCCCAGUUGUAAGUCUACAAACAGCAGCAUCACGUUGAUGUCUCGAGCUCGCAGUGCUCAGCUCCAACAAACUGGUCCGCGACGCAGGAUGCAAGACGCUAGACAAACGUCUGCUCGUGAGCGCCGCCAGGCGAUCGCAAUCCUGCUUAACUCCCCUGAUCCCGCUUGUAAACUGGAUAGCAUCAUACUCGAUUACAAGGAUGGGGGAAUGAGAAAACGUAUUGGUCCCGUUUCAGUGGUGACAAAACACCUGCCCAGGUACGCCAGCCGCUUCAUUGGCCGCCGCCUCCACCCGUGCUUCGACACCCAGCAGAAAGCCCAGCACAACGUUGUGUACAUCGACACAUCCAUGAAGACCAACCCACUGUCGAUCGUCUCGCGUGCCAAACACAGGUGACCAACGCAAUGCCUGGACUAUCGGUGCUCUCGCCUUUCUUUAAACUCGUUAUGCAAGUCGUGACAAUCAGUGUAAACAGUGGAAUCGUGUAAAGUUUUGUUGGGGUUUUUUAAAAAGAGACACCCAAACCUAUUCUAGUUGAUAGUGAUGUCGUAAUUGUUAGAUUCUUAGAUGCUUUUUUAUAAAACUGUUUGGAUUACAAGAUAUUUGCAUAAUCUUCUGAACUGAAUUUUCAGAUUUUUGGUGGGGGGGGUGGCAUCAUGAAACAAUCUGGAUUACAGAACAUUUACACAAACUUGUUUUAAACUGGAGUUUCUCCUUUUAUCAAAUAGUUUGGAUGACAAAACAUUUACACAAGUUUUUCACUGAAUUGUCAUGUGGGGUUUAUACUAAUAUCGUUACUAUAUAUAUAAAACAAUCAACAAAGAAUUAAUUUAAUAUUUAGUUUGGUAAAGUAUGUUAAUACAUGUGUAAUACCAUCUGCAGCUAAUGUAAGUCAAGUCAAAUGUUCUUUAUAUAUGUUAUGUAGCAAAUGUAUCCCUGUAAUAUAAAAUGUUAUAACGGUGGUAUGACAUAAGUAUAGGAUACUAAACAAGCUACCAUUUCUUAUUAUUUUUAAUACAAUGGUAUGGCAUAAGUAUAGGACACUAAACAAGCUCCCAUUUCAUAUCAUGUUUAUGUCCUGAAUCAAAUAAUUUGUAUUUCUCAUGCCAAAUGAAACUUAUUGUAUAUGGGACAUAAACUUUAUAUGAAAUGGUACAGAGUUUAAUAUUCAGCAAUAAUCCUGUUUUGAAUUAAGUAGCCAUGGGAAUAAUAAGGAAUGAAAACUGAUGAUGUACUCUUUGAAAUCUCAUAAUAUUGUAUGAUCAUAGAGCUGCCUUGGGGUCUAUUAAUUCCUAAAAGAACAUAACCAGUAUACAGACAUUUAAAAAAAAACCAAUGCAACCAUGGAAAACUUUGAGCAAGAUUUACAGCAGUAAAGAUAUUAUUCAACACUGAAGCAGCUUAAUGUAUUGAAUAUUUUGUUAGGCUAAAACCGUAAAGUUAUUAUAUAAUAAGUGUACCAUGAAGUACCAGUAUCAUAAAUUGUCAGUAAACAUUUGAUGGCUCAAUUUUCUUGUCUUUGAUAAACAUUUCAGUUUAGGUUUAUAAGAGGUUGUCUAGUAGAUUAUAUAUGUUAUAUUUGUAAUGUGUACAUUAUUAUACAUUUACAUAUUUUUAGUUUUAUUUAUGAUUCUUAAAGAGUCUUUAGAAAUAUUUUCUGACCUGCAGUAUAUAUUGGUUACUUUUAACAUUGUACCUUUAAUAUAGUUUAUGCUGGUUUUAAACUGUAGUUAACAAUGUUUAACUAAAUAUAUGCAGUAAACCAAAAGUAGAAAAUGAACAAAGAGUGCAAAACAUACUAUAUACUGAUAUCAUUUGAACUGUAUUAUGUGCAAUUGUGCAUUUUAUUUACCAUGAGUAGAUAUUUAUUAGUGCCAAAAUGUAUCUAGACUGUUCAAGCAUUUCAAAUAGUUUAUAUUCAAGACCAAUUAUGUGAUCUCUUCUUUCUUCUCAGAAAUCUUUGUAUUUCUUCUUCAUAGUAUUCGUCUAUCCAUGACUAAUAAUCAGAUGUAUUUAUGUACACGUGUGUCAAAAAUAUAUUAAUAUAUUAAUUUUAUAUGAAUUUAAUAAUAAUAAUUAGGCUAUGGGGAGUUGGUGACAUAUAUUCCCUAUUAUGACAAGAUGCGACUUUGUUGUGACAAAUUAGUAUUAAGUGUAUAUAAAUGGGCAUGGUGUAUAUUACUUUCAUUUGUUAAUUUUAUCAUAUACAUGUAUACAAAUAAUUAUACAUAUUUUAUGAUCUGCCAAAUGUGCUUAUAUUUUUGUUAUUAUUUAUUACUUUUCUGUGUUGUUGUUUUACUUUGCAUAAUCUGUGAUAGGAGUAGAUAUAUACUGUAUAUGUGAAUUGAGAAAAAUGUCAAGAAGGAAAAUAACCUGCUUUAUUAUUUCACCCGAUAAAAAGACUUGUAAUGUGUUGAACGCAUUUUACACUCUUGAGGUGCAUGUACGUGUUACAGGCAUUGUAUAAAAUGAGACAAUCAACGGCACAAUUUGCAGAUCAACAGACUUUUUGCAGUAAUAUUUUGAUACAGUCUACAUACCUUCCUUGGUAAUAGUUUGACAGUCUGUAGACUUCAUGAUAACAUUUUGACACAUCAUCUGCAAACGUUUCAUGGAGAUAUUUUUACGCAUUUAUUAGACUUUUCAGUCAUAUUUUUCUACAGAUUGUCUUCACCUUUUGUGGUAAUAUUUUGACAAGGCAGAUUUUUCAUGAAUUAGUUGGGGGUUUUGGGUUUUUUUUUAAGUCUGCAGACAUUUCAUGGCAGUAUUUUUACACACUGUUAAGACUUGUAUGAUAGUAUUUCGAUAGACUGCAGGCUGUUUCUCCACACAUCCCCACGAGAGAUUAUUCCUUCACAGUGAUGGGUAUUAAUGGGACAUUCAAAUUAAAUCUUUAAAAAGACAAAAACAUUUUAUGAUUUAAAAAAAAAAUUAAAAUGGAAACAGUGUGUUGAGUUAAGCUGAAUGAGAGAUCCAACAGCUGAUGUGACGUUUCACUUCAGACAUCGAGAUACAGAUAUACCCCAAGUUUAUUAUCGAGAUACAGAUACACCCCAAGAUUAUCGAGAUACAGAUACACCCAAGAUUGUUAUCGAGAUACAGAUACACCCCAAGAUUGUUAUUGAGAUACAGAUAUACCCCAAGAUUAUUAUCAAGAUAUAGAUAUACCCCAAAAAGUCCAGUUGUCUCAUUUUACAUAUUGCCUGUAACUUACAUAAAUUUCAAAACCAGAGUUGAAAACCGUUCUCAGUGGUUGAUCUACCGGUAUACAUUAAGGAAUAUGAUGCAUCUAAUAAGAUUUGUGAGGUAAAGGGUUAAAAACUAGUGAAGUAUAUAUGUUGACAAGGAAUAAAGUCAAGUGUAUGUGUUGACAAGGAAUAAAGUCAGGUGUGUGUUGACAAGGAAUAAGUUGAGUAUGUGUUGACAAGGAAUAAGUUGAGUAUGUGUUGACAAGGAAUAAGUUGAGUAUGUGCUGACAAGGAAUAAGUCGAGUAUGUGCUGACAAGGAAUAAAGUUGAGUAUGUGCUGACAAGGAAUAAGUUGAGUAUGUGUUGACAAGGAAUAAGUUGAGUAUGUGCUGACAAGGAAUAAGUCGAGUAUGUGCUGACAAGGAAUAAAGUUGAGUAUGUGCUGACAAGGAAUAAGUUGAGUAUGUGCUGACAAGGAAUAAGUUGAGUAUGUGCUGACAAGGAAUAAGUCGAGUAUGUGCUGACAAGGAAUAAAGUUGAGUGUAUGUGCUGACAAGGAAUAAGUUGAGUAUGUGUUGACAAGGAAUAAGUUGAGUAUGUGCUGACAAGGAAUAAGUCGAGUAUGUGCUGACAAGGAAUAAGUCGAGUAUGUGCUGACAAGGAAUAAAGUUGAGUGUAUGUGCUGACAAGGAAUAAAGUUGUGCUGUGUGGUGAGUACUGCUCUGAGAAAUAAAUACCAGUAUUAAACACACCAUCUACAUUUAUCACGGUUUGUGUGUGAAGACAGUCUCACCCAGGUUACCAGGGCAUUCAGAAUCUCUGUCAUACAUGUAGCCCAAAUCUGAUGAUAUUCUUGAAAAACUUCCAAAAUAGGGUUACGAAAUUUAAAAAAACAACUGUAAAAUAUUUUAUGCACUUUAACUUGUAAUGUCCUAAAAUAUUAAUUUCCUUAACAUUGAAUUAUACUGAAAACCAUUUAGUAUUCUAUAUGAUACCCGUACUGAAAGUAUUAUACCAGUGUUUGUAGACAUGUUAAAUUGACCAGUAAAAUAGUUAUUGAAGGAACAUUUCCCAAUGUCCUUUGUAUACAGGCAAUUGAUGUGCAAAAUAUUUUAUGGUAAGCUUGAUUACACUGUACCUUAGUGGUUAAUAACAAUGUAUAAACUUGGACACAGUUCUUUGACAUACAUGUGUAUAUCUUUAUAUUUGAGAAGAUUUUAAUUUUUAUAAUGUAUUUUUGCUACUUUAAAAAUUAUUUUUGUGAGUUUUAUUCAUGUUUUAUUCUGCCAAUAAUUAUAUUGUUCUGACUGUGAUUGUUAAUGUAAAAUUAUUAUUAUUAUUAUUUUAAUGUAAUCUAAUAUUCAUAAAUUAUUAUUAAAUUAUUAUUAUUAUAUUAAUGUGAUUCAAUAUGCAUGUAUAAGCAAAAUCUGAAAACAUUACAUUGUCUUGGGGCAAUAGUUGAAAAAUGUACAAUUCUCUUUCACCCGAGCUGACCAAAAGAUAUAAUUUUAUGCUUUACUCAAAUAUAGUUCAAACAUAAAGUAAAUUUAUCCAACAAUAUUUUUUAUUGCAUUUCAUCUAAAACAACAAAUUUGUCAAUGGUGUCUGGCCACAGGAUUUUGUAUGGCCAAUUUUUAAAUAUGGAAUAUGGAACAGAACCUUUUAUGAGAAACUAGUUUACUGAUUUAAGGAAGCAGAAAUUGUAUAAAAUUGAGUCUUUCAGUUUAGAAUUGUUGCUAGGUAACCAGUGUGAAUAUGAUUAUUGAUGUCCAACACAUUGAGGAUAAAUGUCUCAGAAAUAGUAGAAAAUUAAUCAGGUAGUCACACGGAUGAAAGGUAAAAAAAAAAAAGAUAAAAAAAAGAUUGAUAUAUAUAUAUUAUUUAUUACACGUUUUGCUUGAAUAUUUUUAUUACAUAUUUAUGAAUGCUACAUAGUUUUGGAGUGACUGCUGAUUGAUAUUAUAUGUGUACAAACAUAUUAAUAAACUUGUUUAUAAAUCAA